Molecule: messenger RNA, 951 nt
Organism: Pelobates fuscus (common spadefoot toad)
Lineage: Eukaryota; Metazoa; Chordata; Amphibia; Anura; Pelobatidae
Gene: CFAP20
Product: cilia and flagella associated protein 20
Exons: 7
Coding region: 207-788 (193 amino acids)
Biological process (GO): positive regulation of cell motility; cilium assembly; regulation of cilium beat frequency involved in ciliary motility
Cellular component (GO): motile cilium; ciliary basal body
Source: RefSeq, a predicted model, not a curated record
CCUGGGAGUCAUAGCAACGCGCGGGGAGGAAGAGGCGUCACUCCGGCAACAGUGGCCUAGUGAGAGACCAUAGCAACGGCUCCCAGAGAGCAGCGCGAGCCCCAGCCUGGACCCUGACCCAGAGACAGCGCUACAGCCACUGUCAGCGAUACAUCACCUCCCCACCCCGAGACACAGAGCCAGCAGCUACCCAGAUAUUCGCUACCAUGUUCAAAAACACUUUUCAGUCCGGGUUUCUCUCCAUCCUCUACAGUAUCGGCAGCAAGCCCCUCCAAAUCUGGGAUAAAAAGGUCCGAAAUGGGCAUAUAAAACGGAUAACAGAUAAUGACAUCCAGUCUUUAGUCCUGGAAGUGGAAGGAACUAACGUAAGCACUACAUACAUAACAUGUCCGGCAGAUCCCAAGAAGACUCUAGGAAUCAAGCUGCCUUUCCUGGUCAUGAUAAUUAAGAACCUGAAGAAAUAUUUCACCUUUGAAGUACAGGUCCUGGAUGAUAAGAAUGUGCGACGACGUUUCCGAGCCAGUAAUUAUCAGAGUACAACUCGUGUGAAGCCAUUUAUUUGUACCAUGCCAAUGCGUUUGGAUGAUGGUUGGAAUCAGAUCCAGUUCAACCUCUCUGACUUUACACGCAGAGCGUACGGAACAAACUACAUUGAGACCUUACGUGUCCAGAUUCAUGCAAACUGUCGGAUUCGGAGGGUUUAUUUCUCAGAUCGCCUUUAUUCAGAGGAUGAGCUUCCUGCCGAGUUCAAACUGUACCUCCCUGUACAGAACAAGGCAAAGCAAUGAAAAUCGUAGUCCAGCACUGGAGUCCUCCCUGCCGCCUGGGAUAGUGUUUUAUAAUAUAUAUAUAUAUUGGAAGAGCUCCCCCUCCUGUUUAUAAAUUAUGGAGAAUUCAAUCUUCAGACACUCUGGUACUCUCUGUUUUUGUAAUAAAUAAUCUUCCACCUGU